AUGGCAUCUUCAUCCUCAUCUUCAUCUGGUAUACACAUUAAGUCUGGUCCAAUAGAUGGAGACGUUUUAUGGCUGCAACCUAAACAUGUUUCCGAACAUGUUUGGAAUGGAGAACCAGACAGGAAGUUACAUAUCAGACGAGCUGUACCCAUCUAUCAAGGACAAGAAGAAAUACCAGAGGAAAUUAUUCCUCUGCUUCGCCAAUCAGGAUUCUAUUGGAUAAUGAAAAUGGGGUACCUGAAAAUUAAUUCUUCAUUAAUUACAGCCUUGAUUGAAAGAUGGAGGCCCGAGACACACACGUUUCACUUGAGAUGCGGAGAGGCUACGAUUACUCUUCAAGAUGUGUCAGUGUUGUUAGGUCUUCAUACUGAGGGGGCACCAUUAAUUGGUCAGACUAAUCUUGAUUGGGCUGAAUUGUGUGAAGAAUUAUUGGGAGUCAGACCACAGGAAGGUGAACUUCAAGGCAGUGUGGUCAAAUUAAGUUGGCUGGCUCACCAUUUUUCAGAAAUAAAUAUCCAUGACGGGAACGUAGAACAAUUACAAAGGUUUACCCGUGCAUGGAUCCUCAGAUUCAUAGGAGGAGUUCUAUUUGUUGACAAAAGCAGCAGUAAAGUUUCCCUAAGGUACCUCCAAUUUUUACGGGACUUUGAACAGUGCAGCACGUAUGCAUGGGGACCUGCCGUGCUUGCUUAUUUAUACAGAGAGAUGUGCAGCGCCACUGAUUACAAAAUAAAAUCAAUCGGAGGUAUGUGCAUCUUAAUCCAAAUGUGGGCAUGGGAACGCUGCACGACUUUGGCUCCAAAGAGAACUCCUCCUAUAAUGGAAAACAAACCACUCGGACACAGGUGGCUGCGACGUGGAAACCAACAUAUUGGCAAUGAUGAUCUAAUAGUUUUCCGUCGCAAAUUGGAUAUCAUGAAACGACAUGAGUUUCUGUGGGAGCCUUACACAGCAACUGUUAUGUCGAUGUUGCCUCCCAUUUGUUUGGUUGGCAGUAUGGCGUGGUGCGCAGUGGUGCCACUCAUUUGUUUCCAUGUUGUAGAGUGGCACCAACCGGAUAGAGUGUUGCGACAAUUUGGAAUGCAACAACCUAUUCCGGAGUCUCCUUCGCAACCAUGGAAUGUCCACGGGCUAACACUGAAAGGCAAAAUGGAUGAAAAUUGGUUCCAGCUGUUGGCCCCAUUUAUCAGUUAGUGGAAUAAUCGAGCUGAGUUUAGGGUCGACGUUUAUGCUCGACAAGAGGGCCUAUUGAGUUUUAACUCGGAUUACAUGGUGUGGUAUAGGCGCAAAACAAAAAUGUUUAUCGACCCAAACAAUGCAAACACGGCUACAUUGGGUGAAGUUACCGAGACAUUGCAGUAUAUGGUGUCACCACAAGGGCGAAACACAUGGACAGUUGAUGAUCUCGUGCCAUAUGUGGAAAAGUUAGCGAUUUUAUCCCAAGAGCAAGAGAGGAUCACUGAGCCUGUGGCACAUGGUCCAGCAUCAGAGCGUCGAUUUCCCCCACAACAGUUUCACAUGCUUCAGUCAAGUGUUGAAACUCGAGGUUUUGACAGACGAAGGGAGAUUGUUCAAGCGGAAGAUUUUUCCCAACAUAUGGAGCAGCGUGGACAUGGAAUGUAUUACACGCCACCAACAUUUGCUCAGUAUCCUUCGCAGAUGUAUCAGUAUCCUUUCGAAGGCCAUGACACUGAUAUGUCUGCAAGCGAACAUUCGUUUGGUGGUGUUGCGGAAACACAACCUAAUUUUUCAUGGCCGACCAUGACCCCUUCGCAGCAACAUGAUGCCCCAAUGGCAACACCUAAUGCCCCAUUAGGUCAGCAAUGGGAUGUACCCGGAGCAAUCCCUGCAAUGGGUGACUUAUUAGGUGUUGAUUUGCGUCACGAGUUUUCUGCAGAGGCUGAGGAACAAGGGCGGAGACAGCGCGCAAGAAGAAAUCCGGAUCGUCAAGCCCGAAGGUGGGAUCGACCAUGUGGCACAUCCUCGCGCCAUCACGGACACCAUAAUGACUGAUUUUGAUGUCUCUAUUUGAAAUUUGUUUUGUAUCUUUGUAAUUUGAAUUUCAGACUUAAUUUAUGGUAUGUCAUUGUAC
Molecule: messenger RNA, 2092 nt
Organism: Glycine soja
Lineage: Eukaryota; Viridiplantae; Streptophyta; Magnoliopsida; Fabales; Fabaceae
Exons: 4
Coding region: 1270-2013 (247 amino acids)
Source: RefSeq, a predicted model, not a curated record